CCCCGAGUGUGGCUCUGAUCAGCUGACUGGCUCGCUUUCGCUUCCCUGCAGAAUGGCUGCAGGUUUGGGCGGCUCCGUUUUGUGAGGAGUAGCUCUUAUCCGCACCUCUCGCUUGUCACAGAGAGCAAGUUCAUGAUUUCAUCAGAGAGUGAGGAGGAGCUGUACACGGAGAGGACAGCUCUAAUGUCAGCUGCCGUGGCAGCUACAUCCUCCUAUCAGGAUAAAGAUGAGGUGUCCAACACAGCUGAGUGGCAGACCAACAGGCGGCUCUCGGCAGCAAGCCAGCGACUGGUCAGCGGGGAGGACAAUGAGGGUCCUGAGAGUGGUUCCACCAGCAGGGAGCUGGUCGCUGACAGUGACGAGGAGGAGCUGACCCUCAAAUAUGGAGCCAAACACGUCAUCAUGCUCUUUGUGCCCGUCACUCUGUGUAUGGCUGUGGUAGUCGCUACAAUCAAGUCCGUCAGCUUCUACACGGAGAAGAAUGGGCAGCUCAUUUACACACCUUUCACAGAGGACACGGACUCGGUUGGACAGCGUCUUCUCAAUUCCAUCCUCAACACAAUAAUCAUGAUCAGUGUGAUUGUUGUCAUGACGAUAAUCCUCGUUCUCCUUUACAAAUACCGCUGUUACAAAUUUAUCCAUGGCUGGCUGAUUCUCUCUUCCCUGUUGUUGCUGUUCCUGUUUACCUACAUGUAUUUAGGUGAAGUGUUUAAGACUUACAAUGUGGCGAUGGACUAUCCCACCCUGAUCUUAAUCAUUUGGAAUUUUGGAGCGGUGGGAAUGAUCUGCAUCCACUGGAAAGGCCCCCUGCAGCUCCAGCAAGCUUACCUCAUCAUGAUCAGCGCACUCAUGGCCCUGGUCUUCAUUAAAUAUCUCCCCGAGUGGUCAGCCUGGGUCAUUCUCGGAGCCAUAUCUGUUUACGACCUGAUUGCAGUGCUAUGUCCAAAGGGCCCUCUCCGGAUGCUGGUGGAAACAGCCCAGGAGAGAAAUGAACCAAUAUUUCCUGCUUUGAUAUACUCCUCCACCAUGGUUUGGCUGGUGAGCAUGGCAAAGCGAGACGUGGCCACAGAGGAGCCUCUCAACCAAACCGGCACUUCAGAAAAUUAUUUGGACAAUUAUUCAGUAGAGUCUGGAGCAAAUCACCCCGUCACCCCCGAGUCUAAUGAUGCCACUGAUGUGCCUCAGAUCCUAAUCCAAGGAAUGAAUCGUACAACAGUUAGUCCUGAGGACCCAGAGGAGGAAAAGGGUGUCAAACUCGGCCUUGGGGACUUCAUUUUUUACAGUGUUCUCGUAGGAAAGGCUGCCGCUGCUGCCAGUGGAGACUGGAACACAACACUGGCCUGCUUUAUCGCUAUCCUAAUUGGUCUGUGCCUCACACUCUUACUUUUGGCCGUGUUCAAGAAAGCACUUCCUGCCCUCCCCAUCUCGAUCACCUUUGGGCUGAUAUUCUACUUCUCAACCGACAACCUGGUUCGCCCUUUCAUGGACACACUUGCAUCACACCAGUUUUAUAUUUAGGUGCCUUCCUGCUGGAGCAAUGUCCCUCACAACGCUGUGUCUCAGCGAGAUUGAUGUUGAGUACGAAGUCAGGGAAAGUGAGCCAGAGCACUUCAAAAGAAAGGCAAAAGCAUCACCACUAUUGGAAUACUCAACCCAAUGUAACCUGCUAAUGUUUCAACACUUCCACUUUCCAGCAAAACCAACCCCUGUAUGAAAUAUUCCUUUUUCCUUAUUUUUUAAAAAAAAUUAUGAAUUUGAGAUUCUCGUUAAGUUUAAAUUAAUAGUUGUCACCCCCAUUUUCUAAAGGAUGUUCUUGUUUUAAGAUAUAAUUAUCUAGAUCAUGAGAAAAAUUAAAAGAAAAUCUAGUAGGUAAAAGUAGCUUUAUGAGCAAGUUGUUUUUUCUAAUGUUGAAAGUACAAUUGAAACAAACUUCUUUGGUAGUGAAGAGGACUUUAAAAUGUUGAUCUUUUAAAAUGGACUGGGCAGUUUAGUAACCCAAUAUUUCUGUAUUAGCUGAGCCUUUGUCAAGAAGGAUUUGAAUGAAUAUUAAGCUACCGGUUAUUAGCUGUUACUUCAUAUAAAAUAUUUAUAUUGUGUAAGUAUCUCCUACUCAGAGAUGAAGGAAAAUAUAUAAUCCUUGCAUAUGAUGUAGCACCUCAUCGCGUCAUUGAAGCA
Molecule: messenger RNA, 2175 nt
Organism: Callorhinchus milii (elephant shark)
Lineage: Eukaryota; Metazoa; Chordata; Chondrichthyes; Chimaeriformes; Callorhinchidae
Gene: psen2
Product: presenilin 2
Exons: 11
Coding region: 133-1518 (461 amino acids)
Biological process (GO): membrane protein ectodomain proteolysis; calcium ion transport; protein processing
Cellular component (GO): ciliary rootlet; Z disc; neuromuscular junction
Molecular function (GO): aspartic endopeptidase activity, intramembrane cleaving
Source: RefSeq, a predicted model, not a curated record